UACUCAGUACAAUUUCAGACACAGUGUGUACUAAACUUUAUUUGAACAAAAUGUCAGAAUUUUAAUAAUAUAUUCGGUUUAUUUAAGAAAAAUUAACAGUAAAUUCGAAUUUUUAAUCCCUAAAUUUCUUUAAAGUCCUUCACCAUGUCGCUGGGCAGAUUCAUUCAGGUCUUUGAUCGUAGUCCAAUAAAAAGAAGUAUUUCCAUUUUUUUCCGACUUGCAUUUUACAACAUCUGUAAACAAAGUACAAAGACUUUGCUAUAGCAAAAAAUCGGAUUCCGACUCUUCCGAAAAGAAAGAUAAUCCUUGUGAAGAGUAUAACAAAAUUCUUGAGAAGCGCAAUGAAGCGAAGAAACGGGAACAGACACGAAUGCAAAAGGAAACUGAUGCAAAAGAGCUUAAGGCCCAUGAGUUGAAAUGUAUGGAACAGCACAAGAAUGCAUGGGCGAAAGAAAUGGAAUGUUUGAAUAAAAAAGAUAAGAAGUUAAUGGAAAGUAUGAUGGAGUGUUUAUCAAAUGGCAUGAGAAUCGUAUGCAAAAAAAUUGCUCAGAAAAAGUUGAAUAAUGAGAAAAAGCUUGAAAUGAAGUGUAAAGAUUUGGCUAAAAGUGCGAGGAUCAUUAAUAUGUUAAAGCAGUGCGACAAGAAGAAAUCUGAGAAGGAGAGUAAAAGUAGUGAGAAAGAUAAAAAACCAACAAAAGAAAAAAAACAAGAUGUGAAAUCAAAAGUGAAAAGCUCGGAGAAAAAAAAGAAUGUAAAAAAGGAAAAAAGUAAAUCUAAUCAUAAACCAGAUAAGAGUAAGUCGAAAGAAAAGAAAGAACAGAAGAAUACAAAAAAGAAGUCGAGUAAACAAGGUGAGAAAAAAGAAAUAAAGGGAAAGAAACCAAAACGUGAGGGCAAGAAAAAAUCAGAAACUAAAAGCUCAACCAAAAAAGGUCCAAAGAAUGAAAAGGUAAAGAAACAUAAGGAACAAGAAUGUGAGGAUGAUAAAAAAAUGCAAAAGAAAGGUGCGAAGUCCAUUAAAAAGAAAGAAAAACAAAAGAAAAAUAAAACCAAGAAUGCUGAUCAAAAGGCAAAGGAUGAAAAGGUAAUGAAAAAGAAACAUAAGGAACAAGAAUGUGUGGAUGAUAAAAAAAUGCAAAAGAAAGGUUCGAAGUCCAUUAAAAAGAAUGAAAAACAAAAGCCUCAUAAAACCAAAAAUGCUGAUCAAAAAUUGAAGAAAGCUGGUAGUCCAAAGUUGAAAAAGAAGGAAAAGUUAAGAAAAGGCAAGGACCGAGACGAUGAAUGCAUGGAAGACAGUAAAAGUCAAAAGAAAUCUACUAAAUCAAUAAAAAAGAAAGUUAAAGAACAAGUUAGUAAAAGCAAAAGUUCCGAUAAAAAAUUGCAAAAGGCAAAACCGGUUAGUAAAAAGUCCGGAAAGGGGAAGAAAAACAAGGAAAAAAGCCAGAAAGAUAAACAGAAGUCAAAGAAAGAUAAGAAACCAUCUAAGACUAAGAGCAAAGGUACCAAGGAAAAAGAUCAGAAAGUAAAGUCAGUUAGUAAAAAAUCUGGAAAGGAUAAGAAGGAUAAGAAACCCCGCAAGGACAAAUGCGAGAAAGAUAAGAAAAAGUCCAAGAAAGAUGCGAAACCAAUUAAAAAUAAAGAUCAGAAAAGCAAAGAUGGUAAAAAAAGAUCGCAGAAAGUAAAGUCUGGUAGUAAAAAUGAUCAUAAAAAGAAACACAAUAAGAAAAGCGAGAAGGACAAAGGCUUGAAAGAUACAAAAAAAUCGAAGAAAAGUACGAAACCCAUAAAAAGCAAGCUAAAAGAGAAAAUUCAGAAAAGCAAAGACAUCAACAAAAAACCGCAUAGUACAAAAGUCAGUAAAAAAACAAAAGGCACAGACAAAGCCUGUAAGAAAGGUAAGAAAGGAAAGGGAAACGUGAAAUCAAAUCCUCUUGAUGAAAUAUGUGAGUCUUUGCAAAAUGAAAAAAAUGUGUCUUCCGAAAAGGGCAAAAGUCGAUAUUUGCAAAAAUUAGAAAAGUGUAUGAACAGUCAAUGGGCCGAUAUUUGUAGAAUUCGUAAAAUAUUUUCAAAAGAAGAGCAAGAAAGACUUGCACGUGCGCAUGACUGUCUUUCUGAUCAGAUCAAGGCAAUUUGUAAAAAAACAAGUCUUAAAUGAAAUGUGUAAGGAAUCGGGACAAGAUAAGAUUAACAAGAGAUAUGAGAGUAUUGGCGGAAAGCCGACUAAGAAGUCGAGUAAAAAAGAAAAGAAAGGCAAGACAAAAAAGUCAAAGAAAAAUAAGCCCGAAAAGCAGAAUGGUGAAAUGGAGUUAAUACGGGAAAAACUAUCGAAGGAAAUUGAGCAAAUUAAAGAAGAUGAAGAAGCAUUUAUUAAAAAAGAACUUGAGGAUCAGGAAAUUAAAUGUUUUCAACAAUUAUGCAAAGAAGAGGAACUAAGAAAAAAGUGCGAAAAACAAAAAAAAAAGGAGGCUCUUAAAAAAAAAUGUGAAGAAGCACAAAAAAAAGCGGCUCUAAAAAGAAAACGUAAAAAGGAGGCCGCUCUGAAAAAAAAGUGUAAGGAGCAAGCGCUAAAAAAAAAAUGUAAAAAGCUUCAGGAAAAAGAAAAAAAAGAAAAAACUUGUAGUAAAGAAUCUCUUAAGAAGAAGCAAAAAACAAAGAGUGGAAAAUCGCUGAAAAAGAAAGUGCAAGAAAGUACUCAGAAAAAGAAAAGUCAAAAAUCGAAAUCUUCAAAAAAAGAAUACUAAAAAGGAGGCUCCAAAGAAAAAGAAUGCGAGCCAAAAGAAAGUAACAGAAAAAGGAAAGGAAAAAGAUUCAAAAUUAAGCGCUGAGGAUGAGGCCCUUGUGAAAAUGUGCAAAGAAGUACUUUCAAGAGUCCAAAAGAAAGCUUUAAACAAGAAGCAGAAAAAGAAUUCAAAACAAAACAAAAAUAAAAAACCCAAAUGUAAUGGAAGUAAGAGCAAGUAAUAUAUCCUCGACACCAUGUGCUUUUUCUGAACAUAUGUAAUUUACAACGUUAAAUUAUUAAUAAAUUUAAAAUAAGUAUUCAA
Messenger RNA from Drosophila nasuta, 3044 nucleotides. Its product is annotated as axoneme-associated protein mst101(2). The transcript has a single exon. The coding region runs from base 371 to 2155 and encodes 594 amino acids. Lineage: Eukaryota; Metazoa; Arthropoda; Insecta; Diptera; Drosophilidae. The record is from RefSeq and is a predicted model, not a curated record.